This is a messenger RNA of Acipenser ruthenus (sterlet), 1748 nucleotides long. RefSeq names its product dehydrogenase/reductase SDR family member on chromosome X. The coding region runs from base 771 to 1571 and encodes 266 amino acids. The transcript has 7 exons. The record is from RefSeq and is a predicted model, not a curated record. NCBI's taxonomy places the organism in Eukaryota, Metazoa, Chordata, Actinopteri, Acipenseriformes, Acipenseridae.
GCAAAGCGUUUGGAAGCACACCUUUGCAGAUUAUCAACCUGUUUUACACUGCACCGGCGCUUUUUGUGACAGCACGAUAUACUAUAGUAGAACAUAGCAAGUGACCCACAACUUUGCGUUUUCUUAAAAAAACACCACCUUGCUUUCACUACGACUGUUUGCCUAUAAAAGAACGCACUUUGAUAUUAAAUUGCAUUGUAUGAGUUCACAACGUGCAUCCACACUAGUAUUAGUAAAAUAACUGGAUGAAUGUCAGCCAAGAAGAGGAUUGUCAUUCUGCUGGUCGAUUAAUGGACAAACGAGAAUCCGUGACAUUUCACGAUAAUGAUGCUUUGGAGGAAAGCCGUCAGCUCUUAACUCUUCAACUUGGCACGAACCAAUGCAGAUGCUUAACGUUGUAGGAGACAGUCUGUGUUUAUCAUUGCGCUGAUCAGUUUUAUUGCCAAUAGUGGUGCUCUGCUACAGCUUUGGGUGACAUGCAGUCUCUGAUAUCUCCAGUGACCAAGGCUAUUUUGGUAGCUUUGUUCAUUUUCGCCAUCCUUUUGAUUCUUUACGUGAUUUUGUGGUAUAUAUGCCGGGACGUGGACUGCGACCACGGAAUCUGAUUUGGGAAGCUGGGCACGGAUAAAAAACACAAAUUCACCUACUACUAUCUGCUAUCACGGAAAGGGUGACCUGUCUUUCCCAAACAAAAUGGAAGAGUUGCCAUAGUGACGGGAGGUGCCAAAGGGAUUGGUUAUGAAACUGCAAGGCAUCUGGCAAGGCUUGGAAUGCACAUUAUAAUAGCUGGAAAUUCAGAAAACGAGGGCCAAGAGGCAGUGAAACGGAUCAAAGAAGAGAACCUACAUCAAAAAGUGGAGUUCAUUCAUCUUGACCUGACUUCCUUGAAGUCUGUUCAUUGGUUUGUCAAGACGUUCAACGACAGAGGGCUUCCACUUCACAUUCUAGUCAAUAAUGCUGGGGUCAUGUUGGUUCCAGAGAGAACAACGCAGGAUGGCUUUGAAGAGCACAUCGGUUUGAACUACCUGGGGCACUUCCUUCUCACGAAGCUGCUCCUGGACAAGCUAAAGCAGUCUGGGUGCCAGGAGUCCUGCGCCCGCAUCGUCACAGUAUCCUCAGCCACUCAUUACUGUGGAGAACUGGACCUAGAGGACCUGCAGAGCUGUAGCUGUUACUCAUCACACCGUGCAUAUGCCCAAAGCAAGCUUGCCCUUGUGCUGUUUACCUACUACCUGCAGCAGCGCCUGACAGCAGAGGGGAGCCAUGUAAUGACCAAUGCAGUGGACCCAGGAGUGGUGAACACAGACCUCUACCAGAAUAUCUGCUGGCCGGCUCAACUCCUCAAGGGGCUGGUGGCUGGGCUGUUCUUCCGGACCCCAGAGGAGGGAGCCUCAACUUCAAUAUAUGCAGCAGCUGCACCAGAGCUGGAGGGAGUCGGAGGCUGUUAUCUCUACAAUGGUCAAAGGACAAAGUCUGCAGAUGCCUCUUACGAUGAGGAACUUCAAAGCCGACUCUGGACUCUGAGCUGCAGCCUUGUUGGGAUUCAGGAGCAGCACCACAAGGCUUACUGAGUAGUCCAGUUCAAUCAUUCCAAAUGGAAGUUGACAUUAAAAGUGCUUUUACUUGGUGUUCCUCCUGCUGUUGAUUGUCCAUGAGGGGCUGCCCUUUCUGCUUUUGUGCAUAGACAAGACAAUCUUAUAUUACUGUUGUCAGAGCCAAUCAACAAAAAUAAAAUAUAUCAGAACAUA